AUGCCAAAAAUCACCUCGUGGAAGUCUGCUUCGAAGAAUAGGAAGCAAUCAUCUGGCGCAGCAGGUGUCAAGAUGAUGCCCAUUGGUGUUCCAAAGGUAGCUUACCGCGUUCCAGGAUCUCAACAAGCGGACUGGGUCGAUAUUUACAAUCGUCUGUAUCGUGAGCGCAUUAUAUUCUUGGGAUCUGAAAUCGACGACGAACUCGCAAACCAAGUGAUUGGUGUAAUGCUGUACCUUGAUUCGGAAGACUCAUCAAAGCCAAUCUACCUCUACAUUAACUCCCCUGGAGGCUCUGUGAUUUCUGGUUUGGCAAUUUUUGACUGCAUGCAACACAUCAGAUCGGAGGUCAUUACGAUUAACCUCGGUCUUGCAGCGAGUAUGGCUAGUUUCAUCUUAGCUGCGGGAAGCAAAGGCAAACGGCUUGCAUUGCCGUCAUCAAGAACCAUGAUCCAUCAGCCCAUGGGGGGAGCCCAAGGACAAGCUGAGGAUAUCAAGGUCGAAGCUGCUCAAAUUAUGAGAAUCCGGGAUAAUCUUGUCAAAAUGUACUCGAUGAUGACUGGACAAACUCAAGAUCAAAUUACCAAUGAUCUUGACCGUGACAACUUCUUGGGUGCAUAUGAAGCCAUGGAAUAUGGUCUUGUAGAUCGAGUGCUUGAAUACAACAAAGAGACGGACACGCAAUUGUAG
Molecule: messenger RNA, 687 nt
Organism: Cylindrotheca closterium
Lineage: Eukaryota; Bacillariophyta; Bacillariophyceae; Bacillariales; Bacillariaceae
Source: the annotation of a GenBank genome assembly